AUGGACCACGAAAUUGCAGACGCGAGGAAGGCCAGCGUGACCUCUGCAGCCACCAAGUCUUCCUCGUCCCGGAAGUCGGCCUCUUCGUCCAAGUUCAAGGACGGCAGGAAGGUCACGAAACGGAAGAAGUCACCAGUUCCAGAGGUAGGCAAGUACGUCGAAGUGUCUGCGAAAGCUGAAGCAAGGGAUAGGUUCCACGCCAAGGUGAUCAUGCUGCUGGUCAUGCCAGCGAUCGCCACCUUCCUGGUCCUGCUGGCGGCUCUUAUCUACGUGGUCACCCGAGAAAAGCCCCGACUGCUCGUGGACACCUGCAGGAACGACGCCUGUGCCGCCUUUGGUGAAGAGCUCCACGCUGCCAUCAACUGGUCAGUCAACCCGUGCGAAGACUUUCACGCCUUCGUGUGCGGCGGUUGGGAUGAUCCUCAGCGUCAAACGGCGACCGCAGCACGAAUGGUAGCCGCCGCCUUGGAUCAGGCGAUCGAGGAAGUUAAAGCAGACCUCGCAAGGCAAGGCAGCUCGCCACAGCACAGCAGCAAGGCCGCGCAGUUUUUCGAGAGCUGCGUCAUCGCUGACACGCAGAAGCAUCAGAACCUGGAAGAGUUCGCAGAUUUUAGGCAAUCCCUUGGUCUCGUAUGGCCCGAGCGCAAUCCAAGCGACGACACCCACCCACUCGACAUUAUGGUUAACCUGGCGAUUAACUGGGAAAUGAACUUUUUCUUUGACCUCGGUGUCGUUGCCAUGCGCCAGUCCACUUCCCUGCUUGUCUCCCGAGGUCGCAUGGAUGACGUUUGGGAGGAGAAGCUGCGCAGUGUGAUGACGAUCGAAGCGUACGAGAAAUACAUGAGCGAUUACUACGGUGUUCUCAGCGUCAACAGUUCUCAAAUUGAUGUGACACCAGCCGAACUCCUCGAUAUAGAAAAAACCAUCAUCAACUCGAAGUAUGAGUUCUUUUACGGCCCCUCUCAUCAAGACUGGUUCCAAGUGAGUGGCUUAGAUGAAAAAACACCAUCGGUACCAGCGGGCUUGUGGCUCACUCUUCUAAGGAAGUACGACCAGCUGUACAACUGGACGGGCGAUGACACUGUGAUUGUCGAGGACGUCAAGAUUCUGGAGAACGUCAACUACCUCCUGAAAGCUCUCGGCAACUACAAGCUACUCAUCGGAAUGUCGUGGAUGUUCAUCCAGACACACCUCUGGGCUGUUUAUGGGUCACCUUCACUCCGAUUUCGUGGCACGGAGCAACACGUGAUUAAGAUGAAAGAACGCGGCUGCAUGGAAUACGUUGGAUCUCCUUUCGGGCUACUCGGCUGGGCCAAGAGACUGACGGACAGCUACCGCAACGACAAGGACGAAGAGCACGUCACCAGCUUGCUGUAUCGAAUAAAUCAGCACACGAAGCACCUUGUUAACAUGCUCAGCUGGAUGGAUUCUAAGAGCAAGGCGAUGAUAAUCUCGAAGCUGGACAAGAUGUCCCGCAUCGUCUUGCCGAAUGACAGCUUCUUCGACCAAAGAAAAAGGCAAGAAAUGUACGGCGUGUUUCCCCAUAUGACCGGAAGCACCUUCAUGACUAACCUGGUACAUGCGUCCAAAGUUUACCAGAGUCUGCGCACCAACAAACGCUUCGCGGACGUGUACAGCAUUCGCAUGGUUCCGCGAUACGGUCGCGAGCUUUAUCUGUACUUACCGAACUUCAUGGCGAUCGCGUUAGUCAGCCUGAGCCCACCAAUGUAUUACAGUCGUGCAACGCUAGCAAUGAGAUACGGUGGCAUAGGCUCCUUUGUAGCUCGAGAGAUGGUCAAGACGUUUGAUGAAAUUGGUGUUACGGUGGAUGAUAUGGGAAAGCGCGAACCUUGGCUUGGUGAUGAGGCGGUCGCAGCGUACCAAAACAAAGCUAACUGCGAUGUUCACGCAGGCGUCAACAGCGCCGCGUGGCGUCCAAUACGUGCGUUGCCUGUCAUUCCCGCACUGGAGAUUGCUUUCGAGGCCUUCACGGCAGCCGUGGCGGUCGACUCUCGAGCCCUGGUAGACUUCAAGGUCCUUCAUCUGGAAGCGUUCACUGACGUGCAGAUCUUCUUUCUGGCUUACUGCUACUCACUGUGCUCUAAGAGGCCACACACCUUGCGUGAGGACUGCAACGUUCCCGCCAUGAACUCGCCCAUUUUUGCUGAAGUAUUCCACUGCCCCGUGCAUUCACCCAUGAACCCGCCCAAGAAGUGCACGUUUUUUGACAAGUAA
This is a messenger RNA of Rhipicephalus microplus (southern cattle tick), 2235 nucleotides long. RefSeq names its product neprilysin-1. The record is from RefSeq and is a predicted model, not a curated record. NCBI's taxonomy places the organism in Eukaryota, Metazoa, Arthropoda, Arachnida, Ixodida, Ixodidae. Gene Ontology annotation, biological process: protein processing. Gene Ontology annotation, molecular function: metalloendopeptidase activity. Gene Ontology annotation, cellular component: plasma membrane.